UCUCCAUGAUAUUCACUUUUUUCAAGGACCCCAUUUACCAUGGCCCCUGAACACUAAUGAAUAUCCCCUUUUCGUGAUCUAUAUAUACUCAAAAUGGGAAGGCGUGUGUUCACCACAAGCAAAUACACCAAACAAAAACAAUCCAUCAAAUCAUUAUUACAUAUAUAUAUCUUUGAAAAGAAUCUGUCAUAUAUGGCUUCUGCUGGUGAUCAUCAAACCCUUGGUAACAACAACAUGUACAAUAAUAGCCACGUAGAAAUCCCAGUUUAUAAUAAUAAUAAUAAUAAUAACGUGGAAGCGAUGAAAACCGAUGAUGAGGAAGUAGUUGACUACUCCCAAAGAGCACAGUGGCUUCGAGCAGCUGUAUUGGGAGCCAACGAUGGGUUGGUUUCGGUAGCAUCACUGAUGAUGGGAAUUGGGUCAGUCAGAAAGGACAUCAAAGCCAUGCUUCUAGCUGGUUUUGCAGGCUUAGUAGCCGGGGCUUGUAGCAUGGCCAUUGGAGAGUUCGUUUCUGUCUACACUCAAUACGACAUUGAAAAGUCUCAAAUCAGGAGACGAAGACAGCAACGACGUCGUAUUGGACAGAAUGAUGAUGAUGAUGAGGAGGAGGAGAAUGAUAAGCUACCGAAUCCAGCGCAGGCUGCGGUGGCUUCUGCACUGGCCUUCUCAGUGGGCGCUGUGGCACCAUUGUUGGCUGCUGCCUUCAUAAAUGACCAUAAGGUGAGGCUUGGCGUGGUGGCCACCGUGGCUAGCUUUGCUCUUAUGUUUUUUGGUGCUGUUGGAGCUGUGCUUGGGAGGACUCCUGUGGUGAAAUCUUGUGCUAGGGUGCUGAUUGGAGGGUGGUUGGCUAUGGCCAUCACUUUUGGCCUCACUAAGUUGAUUGGCUCUGCUGGUCUUCAAAUAUGAUCAUUUCUUAUAUAUUAACCAACUUCAACCCCUUCUUCUUGUGUUUUUGUUUCUUUCUCAAUAGGCCGCUUUUAAUCAUUUAGCUACGUAAAGCUCGCCUUUCAUGUUGUUAUUAAUUGUUGCGUUUUCAAUUCUCUUACCUCUCUCUCUUUAAGUUUCCACCUAGCUACUAAUUGAUGAUCACCUAAAUAUAUAAAUAUAAUAUAUUUAUAUAUAUUGUGUUAUUAUCCAAUUGAGUAAUGAUAUAAUAAUAAUAAUAAA
Cannabis sativa is the source of this 1167-nucleotide messenger RNA. Its product is annotated as vacuolar iron transporter homolog 4. Gene Ontology annotation, molecular function: manganese ion transmembrane transporter activity; iron ion transmembrane transporter activity. The record is from RefSeq and is a predicted model, not a curated record. Gene Ontology annotation, biological process: intracellular manganese ion homeostasis. Gene Ontology annotation, cellular component: membrane. NCBI's taxonomy places the organism in Eukaryota, Viridiplantae, Streptophyta, Magnoliopsida, Rosales, Cannabaceae. Bases 94 to 906 code for a protein of 270 amino acids. The transcript has a single exon.